CGACUGAGGGAUUGUAGGAUUUCCUUGGGUGGGCCUGAAUUAUACGUGAGGUGCCUUGGAAGUUGAAACCCAACACAUAGACUCUCAGCAAUGCGAGAAGCAGGAUCAAAAGCCUAAUAAUGAGAGCACAAACAGGCCUUUCAGAAAAGAUAACCAGCCAAUCGAGUGGACCCCGCUAGCCAAGUUUCUUUCUUGUCUUGCAUGAAGCGACGAGCCGGAAUGGGUGGAGAAGAACCGAGGAUGUCCGGCAAUUGCCAAUUCAUUCGCCCCCCAUUCAAAUACGACCCGCCCAACACUGAGAUCGUUUUCUCAUUAUCAACCUCGUCAUGGCUCUAGCAACCGCUGCCGCUCUCACAGCAGCAGCCUACCUCAAUGCCAAAUUUCACUUAACCAAAGAUCUAGGCGUGCUGCGCACUGUGCGGCAGGCAACCCGCAGCACCCAGCACGCCCAAAGUCAAGGCCAAGUCAACCUGUGGUUCAAUUUCCUCGAGGCAGCGACGAAUUACCCGGAUCUGAUCGCUAUCUGGACGCGCGAGCGCUCCUUCACCUACCGCGAAGUGCUGGCUGCCGCCGCCCGCUACGCCCAGUUCUACCGCCAGCGCGGCGUGCAACCAGGCGACCUGGUCGCAUUUUACCUCCAGAGCCGUGCAGAAUUCAUCUUCGCCUGGCUCGGGCUGUGGAGUAUUGGGGCAGCGCCCGCGGCCAUCAACCACCAUCUCGCCGGCGAUGCGCUGGUGCACUGUUUGGGCCUCAGCGGCGCGAAGCUGCUGCUGGUGGAUCCGGACGCGGAAUGUCGCGCGCGCAUCGACGAACGGCGGACGACGCUGGAGACCGAACUGGGUCUGACGCUGAUCACGCUGGACGAAGCCUUCACCACCACCACUCUCGCCGCGCUGCCGGCAGAGGUCCCCGAGAACGGCCAACUAGCGCGCAACACUAAGGGCAGCGCGCCUUCCAUCCUGCUCUACACGUCCGGGACAACAGGCCUGCCUAAGGGAUGCCCCUUCACCAUGGAACGCCUGCACGUCGCCUUAAGGCUGCGCGAGUACUCCACGCGCGACAAGGUCGGCCCCGGCGGCGACCGGUGGUACAGCGCGAUGCCGCUCUACCACGGCACGUCAGCGGUGGCGGUGAUCGUAGCGCUGGCGCGGGGGACAAGCGUGGCGAUCGCGCCGCGCUUCAGCGUCCGGCACUUCUGGCAGGAUAUCCGGGACUCGGAGUCGACGGUCUUCGUGUACGUCGGCGAGACAGCCCGGUAUCUGCUGGCAGCGCCACCCUCGCCGCUGGACCGCCAGCACCGGGUGCGCAUGAUGUACGGCAACGGGCUGCGGCCGGACGUGUGGACGCGGUUCCGGGACCGGUUCGGCAUCGCGGAGGUGGGCGAGUUCUUCAACAGCACGGAGGGCGUGUUUAGUCUGUACAACUACAACCGGGGCCCGUUCACGGCCAGCGCCGUCGGGCACCACGGCGCCCUCUCCCGGUGGAUCAUGCGCGGGGUCUACGCUCCCGUCGCCAUCGACCCGCAGACGGGUGAUGUCCAGCGCGACCCAAAAACCGGGUGGGCGGUGCGUCAGCCGUACGAGGUGGGCGGCGAGAUGCUGGUGCGCGUGCCGGCUGAGUCGGCGUUUUCGGGCUACUGGCGCAACAAGGACGCCACGGAUAAGAAGUUCGUGCGCGACGUCUUCCAGCCCGGCGAUCUGUGGUAUCGGUCCGGGGAUGCGCUGCGGCGCGACGCCGACGGGCGCUGGUAUUUCCUCGAUCGCUUGGGGGAUACCUUCCGAUGGAAGAGUGAGAAUGUCUCCACGGCAGAGGUAGCCCACGUCCUCGGCGAAUACCCAGGUGUCCAGGAAGCCAACGUCUACGGGGUUCUCGUACCGUCGCACGACGGUCGCGCUGGGUGUGCCGCGCUCCAGCUCGCAGCGGGUAAAGACGGACAACUGGACCUCACGGCGCUGGCGCGGUAUGCGCGCGCCCGCCUGCCGCGCUACGCCGUGCCGGUGUUUUUGCGCCUGGUCUCACAGGCGUCGCAUAUCCAUAAUCACAAGCAGAAUAAAGUGCCGUUGCGCGAGGAGGGCGUUGACCCGGCAAAGCUGGGCACGCACGUCGUCGGUGGGCAGGACGAUCAGUUGCAUUGGCUGCCUCCGGGGGCGGACGGGUAUGUGCCCUUUGGAGAGGGGGAUUGGAAGCGGUUGGUUGGGGGUGAGGCGAGAUUGUGAAGGUGAUAUGAAGCGCACUCACCGACACACAAUCCCUAAAUAGAUAUAUGGAGCAUUCCGGGGGAGAACCCCCGGACCCCCCUUUCUUUCAGCUUCUUGGCCCACCUCAUCCUAAACCAAGUUUACGAAGCAAUCCAGGAAGAACCGGGACCCCUGUUACAAUCCCCAC
Aspergillus homomorphus CBS 101889 is the source of this 2385-nucleotide messenger RNA. RefSeq names its product putative very-long-chain acyl-CoA synthetase family protein (CefD1). Gene Ontology annotation, molecular function: long-chain fatty acid transmembrane transporter activity; long-chain fatty acid-CoA ligase activity. Lineage: Eukaryota; Fungi; Ascomycota; Eurotiomycetes; Eurotiales; Aspergillaceae. The record is from RefSeq and is a predicted model, not a curated record. The coding region runs from base 327 to 2216 and encodes 629 amino acids. The transcript is spliced from 3 exons.